UCCAGAUUCUCGGAGAAUUCAGUUUUACCGUGAUUCAGAAUAGUCUGCGAAGUUAAUUUCUCGAAAUGUCGCCUCUCAGUAAAGGAACAUUGAGAGGAAAAACCUUCGAUAAAAAUCCUCCCAGAAACAUUUAUUCGUGUUCUACUUUUCCUUUGCUUGAGCUUUAGGACAAGAAGUGCUUGUUUCACAAUUUUACUAUUCGGUGUCUUCGGAAACCAACGGAUAUCUUGCAACAGGUUCAUCAGAUUACAAUGGCAACAGCUUCCGCGUGAAAUCGUUUCUGGAUUUGGCAUUUUAUUGCUCUUGGGGACUAACCUGAAGCUUCUGACUUCGCAAUUUUCCAAAAUGCAUGCCAAUGUCAAGAUUAUGACGUUCAACUUGCGGGCAUCGUAUUUAGAAGACGGGUUGAAUGACUGGGAACAGAGGAAAAAUCUGGUCGUGAAAAUGCUUCGAAAAUACGAACCGAACGUGAUUGGCACACAGGAGGCCACACGAGAGCAGCUCCAGUUUUUGCGCGCCGAAUUGCCGCACUAUCGGGCAGUGGGUGAGUUCAGAGACGAUUCCGAAAACGCUGAAUCUGUUGCUGUGUUCUUCGAUCGAAAAUUGCUGGAGCUUGUGAAGCACGAGGACUUUUGGCUUUCGGAAACGCCUGAAAUACCAGGAAGCAAGUCUUGGGACUCUUCCCUGCCUCGGAUGUGCACUUGGGUCAAGCUGCGACAUCUAGUUUCCGGUGAAGAGUUCAGCCUAUUCAACACGCACUUGGAUCACGUGAGCCGCCAGGCGCAGAUCAAAGGCGCCUCUCUUAUUGCUCGUCGCAUGCAGGAACAAAUAUUCAGUUCCGAGGCUUCUUCUGCCACAAAUAUGUAUUUCACCGGCGACCUCAACUCAGUCAGAAAAGAAUUACCCUGGCAGAUUCUGACGGGUUCAGGUGUGCUGAGUAAUCAUCGUCAUUCCAGCACUUGUCUCCAGCUAGAAGAUGCGUGGAAAACUGCCACGAAAAAAUUCAACCAAGUCGACGAAACGUUCCACGGAUUUCUGGGUUCCAGGGAUUCCGGAAAUGACGGCAGCGGUCACAUCGAUUACAUUUUGUAUCGAUCAGUCCAUGGGAAUAAUUGGCGUCCGAAGUCUUUUACUAUUAUCGUGGAGAAAGAAGGCGAUUACUUGCAAGGUGUAGGGCUUGCUCUAAUUUAUUUCUCUUCUCAAAUAAAACCGUACAAGCAGCUCCAGUUUUUGCGCGCCGAAUUGCCGCACUAUUGGACAGUGGGUGAGUUCAGAGACGAUUCCGAAAACGCUGAAUCUGUUGCGCAGCAUAUAUCCGAAGGUUUGUCCCAGUUGGAUGGACACGAGGACUUUUGGCUUUCGGAAACGCCUGAAAUACCAGGAAGCAAGUCUUGGGACUCUUCCCUGCCUCGGAUGUGCACUUGGGUCAAGCUGCGACAUCUAGUUUCCGGUGAAGAGUUCUGCCUAUUCAACACGCACUUGGAUCACGUGAGCCGCCAGGCGCAGAUCGAAGGCGCCUCUCUUAUUGCUCGUUGCAUGCAGGAACAAAUAUUCAGUUCCGAGGCUUCUACUGCCACAAAUAUGUAUUUCACCGGCGACCUCAACUCAGUCAGAAAAGAAUUACCCUGGCAGAUUCUGACGGGUUCAGGUGUGCUGAGUAAUCAUCGUCAUUCCAGCACUUGUCUCCAGCUAGAAGAUGCGUGGAAAACUGCCACGAAAAAAUUCAACCAAGUCGACGAAACGUUCCACGGAUUUCUGGGUUCCAGGGAUUCCGGAAAUGACGGCAGCGGUCACAUUGAUUACAUUUUGUAUCGAUCAGUCUAUGGGAAUAAUUGGCGUCCGAAGUCUUUUACUAUUAUCGUGGAGAAAGAAGGCGAUGAUAUACGCAUUAGUAUUCGGAAGCCCACGUUCCGCGGACUUGACGCGUCCACUUCAAUGGGCACAUCACAAUGUCAGCUGCCAUGUCCACGAUCUCACUCUGACCGAGUGGUGUUCGUGCUCAAGUUAGAUGCUCGUCUAAAUUCCGCUACCGCAAAAUUUCCCAGGCGGAAACUCCAGCGAAUAAUUGGUCCUGUAGUGUUCUUGACUCCGUCUGCUGUGGUAAUCUCGCUGUUUCUGUUAUCUGCAAAUCCUGGGCCAAGAGGGACGCCUGCGAAAUUUACUGUGAUGACAUUCAAUAUUCUGGCAGCAAAGUUGACAAAUGGAUCAGAUAGCUGGGAGCAGAGGAAAAUGGCCGUUGUGAAAAUGCUCCGUAAAUACGAGCCUAACGUGAUUGGCACACAGGAGGUGACGAAAGAGCAACUCCAGUUUUUGCUCGCCGAGUUUCCGCAUUACAGGGCAGUGGGUGCGUUCAGAGACGAUUCGGAAAACCCGGAAUCUGUUUCAGUGUUCUACGACAUUCGUGAUAUACGCAUUAGUAUUCGGAAGCCCACGUUCCGCGGACUUGACGCGUCCACUUCAAUGGGCACAUCACAAUGUCAGCUGCCAUGUCCACGAUCUCACUCUGACCGAGUGGUGUUCGUGCUCAAGAGCAUUGUGAUGCACUUUUCUAAUCAUUAA
This is a messenger RNA of Notodromas monacha, 2559 nucleotides long. NCBI's taxonomy places the organism in Eukaryota, Metazoa, Arthropoda, Ostracoda, Podocopida, Cyprididae. The record is from the annotation of a GenBank genome assembly.